This is a messenger RNA of Vigna angularis (adzuki bean), 2562 nucleotides long. RefSeq lists its product as uncharacterized. The record is from RefSeq and is a predicted model, not a curated record. Lineage: Eukaryota; Viridiplantae; Streptophyta; Magnoliopsida; Fabales; Fabaceae. The transcript is spliced from 4 exons. The coding region runs from base 787 to 1581 and encodes 264 amino acids.
AUAAUGUUUCAUUAAUGUGAUGAUUCCUUUACACUGUUAAUUUAAAAGAAAUUAUCUGUAAUAAUUAUUUCAAAUUUUUUUUUAUUUGGCUCUCUGUAAAAUAUACAUGGAAAACAGAGAUAAAAUAUUAAUUUCCUCUACAUCGAAAACAGAGGUUGAUUCCUGAUACGCAUCGUGUUACUAAGUCAAUGUCAUGUUUCAAAGAAAGAACUAUGGACCAUCCUGAUACGCAUCGUGUUACCCAAGUCACGGUCAAUGUUAUGUUUUUUCCACACACACCAAAAAUCUAUUUAAAUCUUAAGAUAAGAUACACUGACACAUACAAAAUAAGCAUAUCAGAUAGUACUAUACAAUCUACCCGUCGUGUAAUUUAAGCUGCAGACUGAAAAAAGAUACAAAGAAGGGAACCACUGCAAGACCAAAUUGCUUGAAAAACGCUGAAUUUCACGUGGAAACUUCGAGACUCUGAAAACAUAGAGAAGAUGAAGCAAGGGGUUAUGGACAUAUAAACAGUGAAGGGAGGAAGAUGGUCUUUGUCGUUGUCCUUCAUUCCCGUGAAACAUGAUUCAACAAAUAUUUGUCCUCAAGAAGGUGAGAAAACUAGGUACCAUCAAUCAUUGCUAUUAUCAUUUUUUUUUUUCUUUUCUGCUUUCUCUUGAAACUCAAUCACAUUCCAUUAUCUUACAAUAUCAGUGUGACAUGUGGUGACUACUUCAUUUUUCAGGACUCCAUGGACAUUAAAGCUACUAAAAUUUUCCCGCAACAUUGAGGUUGGUAGUUUUCGUCAUGGCUGCAACAUGUGGACUAUACAUUUGCUCAGUUAAUUUAGAGAAACCAACAAUAGUUCGUGUAAAUACCAAGUUGGUAGAACAGAGAGUCAUCAACCAAACAUGUCAUACUUCUAGUGUAGAAGAAUGGAAAGCACCCUACUUGCAGUACCCACAACCCAAAACUUACAACAGGGAACAGUGUGCAUGCAAUCCUGUCAGAUUUGUUUGCAUAGUGACAAUGCAAAGAUCGGGGAGUGGAUGGUUUGAGACUUUGUUGAACAGUCAUAUGAAUGUGAGUUCCAAUGGGGAGAUAUUUGCGGUGGCCAAAAGAAGGGAAAAUGUAACUUCAAUUUUGAAGACAAUGGAUGAAGUGUUCAAUCUUGAUUGGUUCAGUGGUGCUUCCAAAAAUGAGUGUUCAGCGGCUGUGGGGUUCAAGUGGAUGCUUAAUCAGGGUUUAAUGGAUCAUCAUAAGGAGAUAGUGGAGUACUUUGAAAGGAGAGGAGUUUCUACAAUAUACCUUUUCAGAAGGAAUUUGCUCCGUAGAAUGGUAUCUGUUCUUGCCAAUUCCUAUGACAAAAUUGCAAAGCCACUGAAUGGAACCCAUAAGUCUCAUGUGCACUCCAAAGAAGAGGCUGGAAUUCUGGCCAAAUACAGGCCAUGGAUCAAUUCCACGUUGCUGAUGACAGAGAUAAAGCGAACAAAGGAGACAGCUGCAAAAGCUCUUCAAUACUUUAAGAACACUCUUCACAUUGUUCUAUACUAUGAGGAUCUUCUUAAAAAUGCCACGCUAAGUGUGAACCAUGUGUUGUGACUGCACCAUCAUAGAAUUUUAUAUUAUAAUCUCAUCGUGUAAUACUCAUAAUAUAUUAAUUAAAAAGUUUGGAUUUUGAGUUGGUGAUUCAAUGUUGAAUUUUAUUUUCCAUCUCCAGAAGGUGAAAGACGUUGAAGAAAUUCUGGGAUUGCCGUCGAGAGAUAUGCACAGCAGGCAGGUGAAGAUUCACACUGGCCCAUUAUGGAAGCAAAUCGGAAACUAUUGAUAGGUUUGCGAUUAAGAAACCUAAUCAAGAUCCCUCUAAACCACCUCUCAGAACAGAAAGAUAACAAGAAUGGGAACAAAACUGUGUAUUGUACACAAAAGAAUACUCUGGACACUUACAGAAACAAGGGCAUAACCCCUUUCACAUGACAAAGCCUGUUAACAAAUCAACUACCCAAAAACUGCCUUCUAACUAUCCAAUCAAUCUAUUUAUACAAAAUUCCUGUGCCUUCUAUCGUAAUCCCCUUUCCCAUUAUAUCCAAAUACCCUAUAUCCUAACAGAAGAAGUGCAAAAAACGCUGAGAGGCACACCAUAUCAGAAUUUUCUCGUCCCAGACUAAUCAAAUAGAGUUCCACAUGAUAGCUAACUUUGACACUAAAAUACAAAAUUCUUUGACUGGCAAUUGGAUUACUUUACGUUCUCCAGAGCCACUACUUGGAAACUUUAACCACAGGCAGAGAAAGGGUUUGGUGAAGUUGAUCAAAAUGUGCAAGUUUCAAAUUAGCUUCGUGUGUCUGAAGUAUAUUUUAUGCAAGAAAAUGCAAGCAUAAGAUAACACAUCAUUACUCCGGAGGUUCUUUCCAACUUCCAUUCAACAGUUUUUUAUUAUUUUAACACAAUUAGUUGAUAUCAGUAAAUAGUCUUUAUAGUCUUAAUGCGACGGUUAUUUAAUAUUUAAAAUAUUUAAGGAAGCGAGCUCGUGACUAACACCACAGCUACUGCUGAAGUCUGUUAAGUUGUGCCUAUGAACAAUU